Messenger RNA from Xyrichtys novacula (pearly razorfish), 6741 nucleotides. Lineage: Eukaryota; Metazoa; Chordata; Actinopteri; Labriformes; Labridae. The record is from the annotation of a GenBank genome assembly.
UGUAAAUACAUGUGAAAUAUUCUUACAGAACAAAACUAAAAUGAAGGCUGUUGUUUGAGUGUGCUAUUGCGAAGUGUUAUUCAAAAUCACCUAGUUUAAUGUUAAAGCCGUCGAAUCGUUACAUGAAUAAUUUUAGAUGUAUGACAGUAAAUAUUCAGUAAUUGAGGUUAAUUUCUGUUAGAUGUGUUCACAUGAACACUUCUAACACGUUUCACAGGAUGAGACUUGAACGCACCCCUAGUCCGGACCAGGGGGCGUAGGUUUGACCGGCUUCUCGGAGCCCAGACACAAUGAACCGUCAGACGGUAAGAGGCACGCUUGUUUGGCUAAGGACACUGGCACACUUUUAGCACAUCACCUCUCUAAUUUGUGCCUUUUCUUUGAUGUACUUGGCGUUUUUCUAACUACUAACACUCUGUAUGGCGGUGAAAAGGCUCAACUGGAAACGGUUGCUUCGUCGAGUUUGAUGAAAACGAGGUCUGGAUCAGACAACCGUUAGCCCCUCCUGGUGGAUUUUCGUCGUUAUUUUUUCUUACCAAGCAAACAAAACAAGGCAGAUAACAAUGUCGUUGACUGCUUCGUCUGAUUAUUUCGCUGCUGAGUGCCUGGUGUCGAUAUCCACCGGUCCUGUCCUGCACAGACCCACCCCGGUCGCCCCCGCCAGCCAGCCUGCCACGGUGGGCCUGCUCCCCGGGGAGCCCGAUGGGUCGAAUGAGGACAGGGAAGUGCGCGAGACGCUUAGGCUGGAGGGGGCGAACAUGAUGGCGGUGGCCGGUAUCCUCACCGACCUGCAUGGUAAGUUCCGCCCUAUGUCGGCCUACUCCGAGAGCAGCAACUCCUCGUGCGGAGGGGAGAGCGGCUACACCACGUUGUCCGACCCAACCACCCCCACCAUGACCCCCUCCGCCACGCCGGUGCCCGGACAGCAGCAGCAGCUGAGGGGGGGAGGAGGAGGAGGAGGCGUGGGGGUCCCGCGCUCCCCGGUGAAGCGACACCAGUGCACUUUUGACGGAUGCGACAGAGUUUAUGGGAAAUCGUCCCACCUGAAGGCACACAUCCGGACACACACAGGUACGAGGACAACAACAGUUCUCUGCUAAGUCUCCACAACUUGUGCUCACACGCCCACGCUGUUAUCACACCAUAACUGACAAAUAUGGAAAGUGCUGUCUUUGUACUUUACAGAGUGAACAGAUAUCAGCUCAGUGAUAGUACGCUUGUUCUUUCACAUUUAUCCCUGUAAAAACGUGGUCAAACAAAGAGGGAGAGACAGAAAGACUCCCCUUCCGAGGCUCUGACAAAGAAGUAAACUAACAAAAGAACUGGGCUGGACGUUAAAACCGGUGACGAAGGUCUUCCUCCCGACUGGAUUUGCAUAUGAAAUGAACGUAAGACGAAACCUUCGCGUCGGGAGCAAAGAGUUCAUUGUCGGUCGAAGCCUGUCCUGUUGAUGGCAGCAGUAGUAGCUUCUACUCGCUGUUAUACUGAAGUUUUUCUUUAGGUACAACCACUUUUCUCACCCGUUACAGCCAUUGUUAGUAUCUACAAAGAAGGAAUGAUCGAUAACAUGUUAGAAAAAUCGCGGGAGAAUGAUUGUAAAUGCGUCGCCCCUUUUUGUCUGAUGCACCUUCUUUGCUUUACAAUAACACGAUUCGCAAGUUUUGCAGUACGCCGACCCCACAGGCUGCAUGUGUCGGUUGAUAAUACGCCCACCUGUUGGCGGAGCUCUACCAUUCUCUAAAAAUGUGCAUGUGAUUUUGCUCAGAAAGAGGAGAAUUGGUGCGUUCAGGGUCACUGAGCAGGCGCAAACGGAUUAAGGACAGGAAACGGCUGAAAGAAACUGUGGUGGGAACGCCCCCAGCGAGUUCUGCAACAACAACGUGGCCUGGCUUUGUGAUCUUGAAAAUGGCACCGAGUAUCCUGCUCUCUUAUCCUGAUUUUACUCAUGGUGCCUGUCAGAGAUUAAGGCUAGUAGUAGUUUAGGGCGACUAAUCUGAACCAUCUAAAUCCUGGAUAUAUGUUUUGUCACGUAUUUAACAAUCUAGAGAUGAGUAUUUUUGAUUGAACCUCGUUUGAUAGAAGUAAUCCAGGCAGAAGAUUAAUCUCUCAUCUGGGUAUUUAACACUUUUGGUGUAAACCUGUGUGAAAUAAAGUCAUCAAAAAUCAAUACAUUUAAGACAUCAGCUGAACAAAGACAAGCACAAGGAAAUCAACCUGCUUUAGAACUUGUUUUUUGUAAUUGAUUUGAAGACAGGUAACAAUAUUAGUAAGACAAAAUACAGAGAAAGAAUAAGAUGUUCAAGAAUAACUGAAAAAUGGUAAUAUUAGCAAUCCACAACAGUACAACAAGCUGGGAUUGAAUACAUAGAAAAUGAUUUGGUAUAAACUCAAGGUAGAAUUUCCCUAUAUAAAUGUUAAUAUAAUUGUACAACUUUCAAACCCUCCUUGAGUUAAUAAUGAUUUGUUGAUGUUGAAUUUACAUAAUACUAAACUGUUUUAUUCUCACUUCUCUGUCAGGUGAGAGGCCCUUCCCGUGCACCUGGCCCGACUGCAAGAAGAAGUUCGCUCGCUCCGAUGAGCUUGCUCGCCACACCCGCACCCACACAGGGGAGAAACGCUUCCUGUGCCCACUGUGCGACAAGCGCUUCAUGCGCAGCGACCACCUGAUCAAGCACGCCCGCCGUCAUCCAGACUUCCAGCCCUCCAUGUUGGGGCGCAACAAGGGCUCCUCUUCAGGCCUCAACAUGCACCAUUAAAAUGGUUUGGGCCAAGGAGCACAGAUGGUCACAGUGGUUUCAAGUUAACCAGCUACAAUCAGAUCCAAUGAUUAGGGUUUAGUAUGUCUGUACUGAACAAAAAAAAAAAAAAGUGCACACACCACAUGUACACAGGCCAACACACACACACAGCUGGAUGUGAGGGGAUGUAGCCUCAUCUCUUUAUCCACAUGGAUGAGUCUUGACCACUAUCCACCGACUCAACAUAACUAGGGUUGGGUCUCAGGACAGUUCUGAGAAGACCUGGUGAUUGUUAAGAAAUGUGCUUUUAGAUUCCACUUAUCAAUUCCUGAAGGUAAAUUUUGGACCUACUUCUCUUCAUUUACUAUGCCGGUUGCAUGUGUUUAAAAGCAGGUGUGUAAUGUUUACAAAAUGCAGGACUGACUGGAGCCAGCUUUAAAAUGUGUGGCUAUGCUUCUAUUAAGACAGUAACGAUGCAGUGAGAUGCAAUUGCUGCACAAUAAUUGAUAUAUGCAAGCCAAUGAAAAGAGCCAGUCUGAUAUGACCACACAUUGUAAAAUUAUGUCAGAAUGCAGCAUUUUGAAGCCUUAUAUGAAGACAUGAUGAAAUGAAAUGAACAGGGGAUAUUUUUUAUAAUUCAAAUAGACGGAUGGGAAUAUUUUCAAUGGCUCUCUUGAAAACUGGACAGAUUAAAGUACUACAUCACAUUGAUGCAAAUAAUUCUGUAAAGCUGUAAACGCCAUAAUGCAGUCCUGAUGAUUGGUAACAUUACCUACGAUUACAAUAUCUUGAAAAUCUGAGUCUGACAAUGAGGCGCAGCUCAGAACAUUUUCUUUUUUAACCAAAAACAGAAUAUAAAGUAGUUUGUCAUCGAUUACCUGUUGAUGGCAGCCUACAACGUAUGAGAAUAAAUGUGUUUUUGCAUUUCAACAUAGUUGCUUUUUAUUUCUUGCUCAGGAUUUGAUUGGAUAAGGAAUCUUAAAGCAGAUUUCAUCACUAAAAAGAAGCCCAGCCCUAUAUAACCUCACUAUCUCAUACUGAAACACUUUCACAAAUUGCAGGGAUUUUUCACAUUAUCUGUAAUCUGCACACCAUCAUCAGCCAAAACUCCCCUGUUUUCUUGUCCAAUUUGUAGAUUGUUGUUGUGCUCUUGAGUACCAUUUCUUUACCAUGAGUAGCACAAUGUGAUGUUCAGUAGCGAGGCAGUGACUAGAAGUCUUUUGACUUUUUUUUAAAUUAUUACUCUUAGGCUUUGCUGAUUCCAUGUAGACAUUUUAGUGGUGAUACAUUCCCUUAUUUUUAUUGCUUUAGUAACCAUCAAUGACGCAAAUUGUUUUUUUUUUUUUUUUGUGCGUGUGUAUUCAAUUUAACUGUAGAUCAAAUAUCAAUUACCUGAAGGUGGCUCAAACUUCACUGUAGAAGAGCUGUUUGUACGGCAACCUUAAGUCUAGAUCAGUUGUUAUUCAGAAAUGCUGACACAUAAUACGCAGUAGUAUUAUGUCUAAUACUGAUGCAAAUGUAUAUAAGCUUUAAGCUUUUAAUGUAGAAAAAUGGCAAUGCUACUAGCAGGAGAAUUAAUACAUGUGAUGAAUUGUAGUCCUUAUAUUAGGGGUAAGAGUAUACGCUUGAUAGGAUGGCAUUGCUUGUGAGUGUCGGUGUGUAUGUGCUUUUAUUUACCUUUUUUUUUUUUUUUUUUUUUUUACUGGUCUGGAGGAAGUGUGUAUGCAAUGGUAUCAAAAUACUCUAGGGAAAAUAGACUUUCAGUCUACUGCCUUCAGAAUAAAAGUGUUCAUUCCACUUAUCAGGACAGUAGAGUGCAUUUCAGAUCAGGGAUUAUAGGCAUCGAUAAAACUGAAGUUUGACUCUUAUGUAGGAAACAAGAUAAGUUUAAGAAAAUAAUUAUAUGGAGGAAAUUCAGGAAAUAUAGCAUUGGUAAUCUUUAAAGUAGUGGAUAUAUUGCCAAACCACAGGUAAAAUUAAUACUAGGAAUAAUGGCUCAUUUCUCUGUAGGUGCGUAAAUAAACCAGCAGUUUAAACAAUAUAAAGGUGAUAGACACUUUAGAGACAAUACGGUCAGUAUAAACACUAUUCAUUAUGCCUGUGUUUGAGUCAACAUGUCCAUUCUGAUAAAGAAAUGUUAAUAUGUUGGUAUCAAAAUAUUCUGUCAGCCAAAAUGUUCAAAAAUCUGUUUGUGUUGCUACAGAAAACUCAGCAAUCUAGAUGUUUAAUCUGCAUUUGAGUACACACAGUGUCGGGGUCUGGUUGUAGAGAGCUUGAAUUGUUAUUUUCUGUGUUUCCACACUGUUUGUCCAGGACACGGACACUUUCCUUUAUCUCAGAGAAAAACACUUCUUCUUCAGGAAAAAUCUGAAAGCCUUAAACUAUGUCAUUACUACUUUGCACCAUGUUUACAGUUGGAUCAUUGUAUAGGUUUAUAUGCCUACCUGUGGGCUCAUUACAGAUACUCAUUAUGCAAUGCAGCACUUUUUUUCUUACAGUUGUGUUUGGCUGAAUAGUGUAUUGGCUUGCACUGUUACUAUGCUUCUUCAAGCGAGCACUGUGGAACUUUGCUAGUGUGUUGAUAACCAAUGGUUUGUAAAACUGCCUUUUUUUUGUCCAAGUGCUUUAGAGGGCGUGAUAAAAGAACUGGCUAGUCUUCUUUUUAUUUUGAUUAUUUUAGUAUUUGCUUAGUCAUCCAGGCCAUCUCUUAUUGUGGAAUGUGUUCUCUUUUGUUUUCUCAAAGGUAAAAUGCUUCAUUUGUCUUUCCAGAUCUUUUGUUUGUCUCCUCCAGUAGAAAGUCUGUAUUCAUCAACAUCCACCUUAACAUUUCUGAAAGGAGCUUUUCUUGUACACAAUUUUCUUCAGGAUUUUGAUCUGUUUACAGUUUCGGGGUUGCUGCUGGCAGUAAUCUGGAACGCUUGGACUGCUUAACGAAAGGGACACUCUUUCUUUUUUUUUUUUCCGGUCUGUCUUCAAAUGGACAUAUCCUCUCUUGUCUCCUCUCUUGGACAGGAGCUUCUCCUCACACAGACUCUGUCCGGGUCUCAAAGCUAUAAAAUCACAAUAAGAACAUACCUCACUCAUUUUGUUUGCAGAGUCUGUACAGAAUCCAUCCAUACUGUCUCUCAGAAAUAUAAAGCCACUGAGCCUUGGAUUUCAGAAAUGUGUUUUUAUCACCUAGAUGGUCUGUUGUAUAUCCGUAUCUUCCUCAUGUCUCUAUAUGCAAGAUCACUACUACCUGUGUAGCAGCAGAACUUCCUUCUCCCUGCCUCUGUAAAGUCUUGUCAGUAGACAGUAGCAAAUGGUCUCCUGGAUAAAUCAGCCUCUGUCUCUCGAGCCCAUCAGGAGUUGAGGCACCAUGGGAAAGUCAGUGUGGGCUCAGGCAGAGGCUUAAAAUGGGUAUUAAAGUAAAAAAAUAAUACCUACAGGCUGUCACCUCACUGCAGAUUCAAUUAAGAGCUCAGUCCAAAUCUUUUUGUUCAUAUCACUGAAUGUGGUUUGAUGUCAGACGAGCGUUAUCCACUUUGGAUUUCAUUUUUUUUCGCUGCCUCGCUGAGAAAAAAAAAUACUGCAACGAUCACCACACUAAGUCAGAUAUGCACAUUGUACAGAGAUGGAUGUUUUUUAAAUUGAUGCCUAAUUUUUACAUUAAUGUAAUUUUUAAAACUCCUCUUAUCAAAGCUUUAGUCGAGGUAAAGAGGAGGAUCUGUGGAACUAAAUACCUGCUGCAACAAGCUGUUUUGAUAUUUAUAUUCUCAGGUGUCUUCAAUUUUUGAGCAUUGGACUUUCAAUAUUUCCUGUUCAACACCUAAGUACAAGCAUGUUUUAUUUUCCUUUUUGAUUAAUUUAUUCCAAAAAAGUGUAUCAUUUGUGUGGUUUAAUUAUUCUUUCAUAACUCAUUUUGUGAAAUGGAACAGUACUAAUAUUAAAUGGUUCCAUUGUUUGCUUGACAUGAAAAUACCAUUGCUUUUUUUUUUUUAAAGAAUAAAAAUCUUAAGUUGAU